AUGUCGAACGGCAACUCUUCAGACAACGUCUUCGUCCGCUUUAAACAGAAAGUCGACGACCACGUUGCAUCGGCCUUCCAGCGGUUCCUGGGCAUUCCUUCGGCCGUAUCACGUCUCAACAGCUCAUGGCCGGAACCGCCUCUGCCAUCCCGUGAAAAAGAGCUUGGGGACACAAGGCCACUCACCGACAACAACACCAACUUACAGCCCCGUGUGUCAUCCACGCAGCACCCGCACCCCACCGUCUUUGACCUCUUCGGCCCCAUGUCGUCCAUCUCAGCCCUCUUCAAGGCCGAAGAGGUCACCGAGUCUCUGUACCAGCUCAUGUGCUUCUCGUUCAUCAUCGAUUCGCCCUAUUCACCAUUACGACUCCAUGAUAUGCCGCAGCCUGUGCCUCGGGAUCUUCCCAACGGGGAGGACCCGACCUUGUUCGGAUUCGAGGAUGCGUUUGAGGAUCUGCUUAUGGUGAGCAGCGGUCAGGAUCUGCCGGAUAUUUACGAACGUGUCCGCUUCAAAAAGGAAGUUCGCGACUCAUUCCCUCAUGGUCUGCCCCCGAUGCUUUGGCUUCACCAGCUCACUCGCCAAGGUCUGUGGGAUGGAUGGGAACCAAGGCCAGAGGUGUUGGACAGGGCCGUGAGUGAGCGUUGGCAACGGUGGUUGCAAGAGCAGAACGACCCAUUCAAAGACCAAAGGACACAAUCUUCCCGAAAUGACUCGGCCCCGGAGGAGAGGCGGAGGUCUGUCACGGAAGAGAAUCCGGCACAGGAGUCCUCAGUUCGCCCCCCACAGGACCACGGAGAGACGGAGGAGGAUUCAUAUUUUUCAGUCAUGGGGUCAGCUCGUCUGAACACCUCGCGAGAGACGUCCACAUCAACGGCGCCGACCCCCAGAAACUACUCCUCGACGAAGGAUCUCUCACCACAAGGUCUACCCCAAGGAUGGCGCGUCGUCGAGAAGGUGCAAGAACGGGAGGACGGCAAGGGAAACGUAUACAUCACCAAGACUAUCACGACUUACAACGAGAGUGGCGAGGAGGUUGGUAAGCAGACGGAGAGACAGUCCAACUACACUUGGUCGGCGAGCUUCUCGACCGGCGGCUACAAAAACAGGGGCCGUGACCAGCGAGAGGACGAUGGUAUUGAGGACAAGGGCAGCUGGUUCUGGAAAUGA
Messenger RNA from Colletotrichum abscissum, 1170 nucleotides. RefSeq lists its product as uncharacterized. The record is from RefSeq and is a predicted model, not a curated record. Lineage: Eukaryota; Fungi; Ascomycota; Sordariomycetes; Glomerellales; Glomerellaceae. Bases 1 to 1170 code for a protein of 389 amino acids. The transcript has a single exon.